AUGACAAUCAGAAAUUUUGACGAAGAAAAAGCGGAGGUGGCUUCUGUCCACGUGACCGAUGAAGAGCGUGGACGAGAGAAGAGCGGGAGCCUCGUUAACGCAAAUCCAGGUUCCGAAACGGCUGACCCAUUACUCGUCACAUGGGCCUCCCCAACCGACCCCUCAAACCCCCUGAACUGGUCUCGCCCCCGCAAAUGGAGCAUCCUCCUGAUCACAUCUAUAGGCGGCCUCGUUACUCUCAUGUCCGGCGCUAUGCUCGCGCCCGCCCUCAAGUCAAUCGGCGCAGAUCUCCACAUGAUGGGCGCCGAGACUGAGCUCGCACUGUCCAUCUACGUUCUCGCCUUCGCACCCGGCCCGCUUCUGCUAGGUCCCUGCUCCGAGGUAUUUGGUCGGCGCUGGGUGUGGGUGCUCUCUGGAUCGUGGUAUGUGCUGUGGAAUACGGUCUGUGGGUUCGCGAACACCAAGGGGUUGAUGAUUGCGGCGAGGUUUCUGGCGGGGUUGGGGGCGAGUGCUGAGUUUGUGCUAUCCACCCCCAUCUCAAGCGACUGUUUCCGCCCAGAAGAGCGCGGAAAGUCAAUGGCCAUAAAGCAAUUCAUUCCCCUCCUCGGCCCUGCCCUCGGUCCCAUAAUCGGCGGGGUGAUCACCGACUCCCUCAACUGGCGCUGGAUUUUCUGGGUCCUCUCGAUCUUCGAUCUCGUCGUCGUCCUCGCCGUCUUUUUCUUCUUCCCAGAGACCCACCACCCUACCAUCCUCGCCCGAAAAGCAGCCGCCCUCCGCAAAACGACUGGACUGAAGUACUAUUCCGCCACCGAAAUCGGCAGUCCAACCUUGACGGAUCGCUUGAGAGUAGGCCUCUCCCGACCGUUCCGCCUGCUACUAACCCAGCCCAUCAUUCAAUUCAUGUCGGUCUUCCUCUCCUACAACUUCGGCCUCCUCUACAUCCUGCUCUCCACCUUCGCGACACUGUGGAUUGAGCACUACCACCAAUCCGUCGGCACCAGCGGCCUCCACUACAUCGCCAUCGUAAUCGGCUACAGCCUCGCCGUGGUGGUGGGCGGACCCACCACAGACCGCCUCUGGGCGUUCCUCAAGAAGAAGAACGCCGGCGCCACCGCCCCCGAGUACCGCGUCCCCCUCAUGAUCCCCGGCGUCUUGCUCAUCCCCAUCGGGCUGUUCUGGUACGGCUGGGCCGCCGAAAGCCACCUACACUGGGCGAUGGUGGAUGUCGGCGUUGGGAUCCUGGGAUGCGGCUUCAUUCUUAGCACUGUCGCUGCCCAGUCGUAUAUCGUGGAGGCGUUUCUGGAGUACAAUGCUUCGGCGGCGGCGGCGAGCCAGGUGCUGCGGAAUUUCUUCGCGUUUGCGUUUCCGAUUUUCUCGCCGAGGAUGUAUGCUGUGUUGGGCUAUGGGUGGGGGAAUAGUCUGCUUGCGUUUGUGUUUUUGGCGAUUGGGGUGCCGGCGCCGCUGGUACUUUGGAAGUAUGGGGCUAGGUUGAGGGAGAGGGGGAAGCCGCAGCGAUGA
This is a messenger RNA of Mytilinidion resinicola, 1518 nucleotides long. Its product is annotated as MFS multidrug transporter. NCBI's taxonomy places the organism in Eukaryota, Fungi, Ascomycota, Dothideomycetes, Mytilinidiales, Mytilinidiaceae. Bases 1 to 1518 code for a protein of 505 amino acids. Gene Ontology annotation, molecular function: transmembrane transporter activity. The transcript is spliced from 3 exons. The record is from RefSeq and is a predicted model, not a curated record. Gene Ontology annotation, biological process: transmembrane transport. Gene Ontology annotation, cellular component: membrane.